Molecule: messenger RNA, 6773 nt
Organism: Sebastes umbrosus (honeycomb rockfish)
Lineage: Eukaryota; Metazoa; Chordata; Actinopteri; Perciformes; Sebastidae
Gene: atp11c
Product: ATPase phospholipid transporting 11C
Exons: 31
Coding region: 596-4054 (1152 amino acids)
Biological process (GO): phospholipid translocation
Cellular component (GO): trans-Golgi network; recycling endosome; endoplasmic reticulum
Molecular function (GO): ATP hydrolysis activity; ATP binding; magnesium ion binding
Source: RefSeq, a predicted model, not a curated record
GCUUGGAACGUGGGAACGGUUAGUGGGUCUGCUGCUGCUGCUGGAGUAACAAACUGUUUGACAGGGAAGGUGAGUCGACCUGUGCAGCAGCACCAGGGGGACUGACGAGACAAGUUAAGUUGUUAAGUGUUGUGUCUCCGGCAGUUUAGCGAGUCACACGGCGAAGCAAACGGCUCCACAGAUGAUUCGCAGGAGUGUAAGCAGCAACAGGGCACACAGAGGAGCGAAAUGUCAGGGACCGUCUCAGCAGCCUUGAGGAGGAAAGGGAAGCGCGACUAGUGAGUAGCAGCUACAAAAAAAAAAAAACACCGCAACGCGGAAAAAUAUAUAUCCAGGCGGAGAGAAUGCGAAUGGUGCGAAGAUACCGAAAUCAAACAAAAUGGAAACGAUGUAGCGUCGCUGCGGCAUUUCAUAUAGCUAGAACUACCGGUAGAGUAGAGGAUAGAUAGCUAAAGGAGGGCUGGCUAGCAGGUUAACUAACACAUACAUGUAAAGUUAUUCCAAGGAGAAAGGCUGAAGCUGAAGCAGAUAGGCGUCGCGUUGAAUCGGAAGAGUUCGUCAGCGUUGCGAAAUCAAAGAAGAUAAUCAGAAGAAGAUGCUACGGAGAAGACUCAACCGAUUGCUUGGCCGCGAUGAGAGAAGAGUUGACAGUCGGACUAUCUAUGUUGGUCAUCGGUCAUCUUCCACCACUGAGGCUUUCAUCCCACCCAAGUUCUGUGAUAACAGGAUUGUGUCUUCCAAGUAUACCGUUUGGAACUUUCUACCAAAGAACCUGUUUGAACAGUUUAGAAGAAUUGCCAAUUUCUACUUCCUUAUCAUCUUCCUGGUGCAGGUGAUAGUGGACACCCCCACCAGCCCAGUCACCAGUGGCCUACCCUUAUUUUUUGUGAUUACAGUAACCGCUAUCAAGCAGGGCUACGAGGACUGGCUACGGCACAAGGCUGACAACGAGGUGAAUAAGUACCCAGUGACAGUGCUAGAGCAAGGCCGGAGGAUACCGAAGGAGAGCGAGAAGAUCAAGGUUGGAGAUGUUGUGGAGGUGAAAGAAGAUGAGACCUUUCCCUGUGAUUUAAUACUGCUGCAGUCCAGCCGAGAUGACGACACAUGUUUCGUUACCACAGCGAGUCUGGACGGAGAGUCCAACCAUAAAACACACUACACAGUGCCGGAGACAGAGAAGGAUCUGGAAUCUCUCAAUGCCACCAUUGAGUGUGAACAGCCACAGCCUGACCUUUACAAGUUUGUCGGCCGCAUGCACAUCUACAAAACCGAUCAGGAGCCUGCGGUGAGGUCUUUGGGCCCAGAAAACCUCCUGCUGAAAGGGGCAACUUUAAAGAACACUCAGAAAAUCUACGGUGUUGCAGUUUACACUGGCAUGGAGACAAAGAUGGCUCUCAACUACCAGGGCAAGUCUCAGAAACGCUCUGCUGUGGAGAAGUCUAUCAAUGCCUUCCUCCUGGUUUACCUUUGCAUAUUGGUGAGCAAGGCCCUAGUGUGCACUACACUGAAGUAUGUGUGGCAGAGCAAGCCUGGCCAGGACGAGCCUUGGUACAACGAGAAAACCCAGGUUGAGAAGAAAGCCAAUCAGUACCUAAAGAUGUUCACUGACUUCCUGUCCUUCAUGGUGCUCUUCAACUUCAUCAUUCCGGUGUCCAUGUAUGUGACGGUUGAGAUGCAAAAGUUUUUGGGAUCCUUUUUCAUCACAUGGGACAAGGACUUCUUUGAUCCUGAAAUCAUGGAGGGGGCGCUGGUCAACACUUCAGAUCUCAACGAGGAGCUGGGACAGGUGGAGUAUGUCUUCACAGACAAGACGGGCACCCUCACUCAGAACAACAUGGAGUUCAUAGAGUGCUGCAUCGACGGCUUCCAGUACAAGUACCGGGACACGAGCUCGGAAUUGGACGGACUCUGCGUCACAGAUGGACCUGUGAACAAAGUGCAGCAGAAAGCUGGCAGGGAGAGGGAAGAGCUGUUUCUGCGUGCCCUGUGUCUGUGCCACACAGUCCAGGUGAAGGAGUCUACGGAGCAGGGUCAAGGCCAGGAGGACGGACUGAUAGACCAGGUGGAUGGCUUAGGGGUGGACGGAGAGGUGCUCCAUCCACCGAAGGAGCAGAGAGGCUUCAUCGCCUCCUCACCUGAUGAGGUUGCUCUGGUCAAGGGUGCCAUGAGGUACGGCUUCACAUUUCUGGGCCUUGAAAGUAAAAACAUGAUGAAAAUUCUCACCAGGAACAAUGAUAUUGAAAUGUAUGAACUGCUUCACGUGUUGAACUUUGACCCUGUGAGAAGGCGAAUGAGUGUCAUAGUCAGAUCCAAUUCAGGUGAUACAUUGCUCUUCUGUAAGGGAGCGGACUCUUCCAUCUUUCCCCGCGUCAGACAGGAGGAGGUCGAAAGGAUACGCAUGAAUGUGGAGCGUAAUGCAACAGAGGGCUACCGGACGCUGUGUGUGGCCUACAAAUAUCUCAGUGCAGAGGAGUACGACCAGGCAGAUGCAGGAUUGAGGGAAGCUAGACUGGCUCUGCAGGACAGAGAGGAGAAGCUCAUGGCUGUUUACAACCAAGUGGAGACUGGCAUGAGUCUAAUAGGAGCUACAGCUGUAGAAGAUCGGCUUCAAGAGGAGGCAGCAGAGACCAUGGAAGCUCUGCAGGGUGCAGGCAUUAAGGUUUGGGUCCUAACGGGGGACAAGAUGGAGACGGCAAAGUCCACCUGUUAUGCUUGUAGAUUGUUCCAGAGAAGUACAGAGCUGCUGGAGCUGACCGUGCGAACUCUGGAGGACGGAGGGAGGAGGCGCGAGGAACGACUGCAUGAGCUCUUGCUUGAAUACCACAAGAAAGCUGUACAGGAUGCACCACCGGUGAAGGGAGGCGUCACCAGGAGCUGGUCUUCGACAAACCAGGACUACGGUUUUAUCAUAGAUGGAGCCACUCUGUCGAUGGUACUCAACUCUUCCUCUGAAUCCAACUCAAAUCGCUACAAGAACCUGUUCCUGCAGAUCUGUCAAAACUGCACAGCUGUGCUCUGCUGCCGCAUGGCUCCACUACAAAAGGCCCAGAUAGUUAAAAUGGUGAAGAACUCUAAAGGCAGCCCAAUCACCCUUUCCAUUGGAGAUGGUGCCAAUGAUGUCAGCAUGAUUUUGGAAGCUCAUGUUGGCAUUGGUAUUAAAGGUAAAGAGGGUCGGCAGGCAGUGAGGAACAGCGACUACGCCAUCCCCAAACUCAAGCACCUCAAGAAACUUUUGUUGGCUCAUGGGCAUCUCUACUACGUCCGCAUUGCACACCUGGUGCAAUAUUUCUUUUACAAGAACCUUUGCUUCAUCUUACCUCAGUUUUUGUACCAGUUCUUCUGUGGCUAUUCCCAGCAACCCCUGUAUGACGCGGCCUAUCUGACGAUGUACAACAUCUGCUUCACCUCUAUGCCCAUCCUGGCUUACAGUCUCUUGGAGCAGCACAUCUCCAUGGAGGUUCUGCUGGACAAUGCUACCCUCUACAGAGAGAUUGCCAAGAACGGCAUGUUACGGUGGGGACCGUUCCUCUACUGGACGUUACUUGGUGUCUUCCACGGCCUGCUCUUCUUCUUUGGUGUUCGAUUUUUGUUCAGUAACCCAGCACUGCAGGAUAAUGGCCAGGUUUUUGGCAACUGGUCGUACGGAACGAUUGUCUUCACUGUCCUUGUCUUCACUGUCACACUAAAGCUCGCUCUGGACACACGGCACUGGACAUGGAUCAACCACUUUGUAAUCUGGGGCUCACUGGCUUUCUACGUGUUUUUCAGCUUUUUCUGGGGAGGAAUAAUAUGGCCUUUCCUGAGGCAGCAGCGUUUGUACUUUGUGUUUGCCAACAUGCUGAGCUCGGUGUCGGCCUGGCUGGUCAUCAUCCUGCUCAUCCUGCUCAGCCUACUGCCAGAGAUCCUGCUUGUGGUGUUCCGCAAGCCCCGCGGGCCCAACUCUCGACAGAAGAAGCCGGUUCAGUCGAGCGAGGGGGGCCAGCAGUCUCCCCAGUCUUCAGCCAGGCCCCUGCUCAUGAGAACCUUUUCAGACGAGUCCAAUACUGUCCUUUAAACAGCUGUCAGAGGGCGGCCUCCUACGGACAUCCAGAUCGCGGCUGUCACACCACUAUCCUAUAAGCACCUGAUGGAGCGCGAGUGAAAGGCAGCAAGGACUUGCAACAACGAGCGUCUGCAUCAGCCACUUUCAGGGUCCCGCACCAGUCAGGUCCGAGCCGUCUGCCACCAUGCCUGAUCGAAGAAGAGGAGGAAAAAAUAAUAAGGAAAAGAGAGAUGUGCUGACUUGGGGGGGAAGGGAUGAAAAGGGGUUCAACAGUCUUUUGACUUGCGUCUCUCUGCUCCGUCCUUCAACAGCUCCUAACCCCCCGAUGCAUGCCUGCAGAGCAGUGCCCUGCAUUAUUUUUAAAAAUAUCUACUCAGAUGACAGGCAUGAGUUUUCUUUCUUUUACUUCUUCUUUUUUCUUUUUUUUUUUUUUUAAAUACUAGCUUACAAAUGAAUGCAUACACGGCUGCCUUGUCAGUAGCUCUAUCCAACUGCUGUGUUUUAACAAGCGGUUUGUAAUAAUAUCCACUCCAAGAAUGGUUCACCUGCAUGAAAGAAGGCCCGAAAGAACGCUUCACUCCACUGAUCAGUCACUGUUUUUACAUAAUGAUCUCUCCAGCGGUUACACUUUGAAAGGUUAUUCUACUUUACAGUUAUUACGCUUUUCCAACGGUUAUUCUUUUAAUGGUUAUAUGUUUCAGAAAAUGCACUCGCCCACGGGUCCAAAUGGUUCAAGAUGAAAAGUUACUGAGGGUGAUAUAGAUAUAGAUUAUAUGAUUGUUUCCAAUGAUGAAUCUGCAUUCUCUAUUGAAUACUAAGCUAUGGGAGGAGUUAAUGGAGGCCAUAUUACCACUCAAUCCAAAAAGUGUGUGUGUGUGUGUAAGAUUGAGAGAUAGAUUAGAGAUGUGAAGCAAUGAAACAUUGCUCAGAGCAUGACCUAAAUCUGCCAACCUCAGAGAUAAUUUAAGAUGAGAAAAUUAAUAUAUGUGCUGUACUGUAUAUAUAUUUAUAUAUAUAUAUAUAUAUAUAUAGCUUAGAGAUGUGUGAUAGCAUCUGCUCAAAGCCAAAAAAGAUUAACGUAAUGUGAUCCGAAUCUGUCCACACUAGUGUGACCUGAAAGUGACAAGUCAGUGUGUAUGUGUGUGUGUGUGUUACAUACUGGAUGAGAAAAGCCAGAAACGCCCGUGUGUCAUGAAACCAGAAUGACUUAAACCUCGUUGAUGUAGUUCUCUAAGACAUUUCCUGCACUAUUAAGGAAGCUGGUUUCUUCAUUGCAAUAGAUGGAGCACUGAGGAGCACACACACGCACACACACACACACACACACACAUAUCAGAUAGACAAGAACAACUCACACACAAUAACCACACGCGUUGUACACAUAAAUGCACACAUGCACUAAAGCCUAAAUGAGGUAUUUAUGUUCAUAACCCAUUAUCUAGUUUGCAUAAUUUGUCUCAGCUGAAGUUGGAGUGUAAAGAAAAUCAACUCCAGACCUGCAGCAUAGUUAACGCUACUGUGAGGCUCCACGCUCCAUCUCCUUCCUUCUGGUUUCGGUCAGAUUCGCCGACCGACGGGAUGACGGAGUGGACAGUUUUGUUCCUUCAUUUAACUUCUUGUGUGCUUCAUACAUUCCAUUUAAACAUGCCGUGAUUUCAAACACUUUUUAGAUACUGUUUCCGAGUAUUGUUUUCUGUUUUUAUUCCCACAAACAUGUAUUGUUUAUUUGGCAUAUUUAUUAUUAAGUGUACUUUUACUCACAAAUAUUAUACUUUUAUUGCAUAAAUCUUUGUGUUUUUAUUUUUAAUUGUGGAGAGUGGUCAGCUUUGUGCCAGUUGAGUUGCGUUACUCCAGCCCUGAUGUGAUUCUGUGCCAAUCCUGUUUAAUAGUCUUUGUCAUACAUGCAAAGACAGGCAGCCCCCCAAAAAACACUCCCAAUAUGUCAGGUUAUCUUAAAUAUUAAUAAUAAUAAUAAUCUCUCAGUAUGGUGAUUUAUAUAUACUGACCCCUGCUCAAACAAUAACUCCAAUACAGUACUUUUUAGUACUGGCCACUGACUGUAGCCUGACAUAUCUGAUACAGUGCAUCUGCAGAAUGGCAGUCUUAAUGCCAAAUGGAGAUUUAAAAAAUUAAGUUGAUUUGUUCUUAACAAAUGGAAACAUUUACAUGCCUUUCAGCGUCAUUUUCUACUAAGACAGCUUGUUUUUCUGAUGUUAUGAAUAUGAAGAAGGCUGUUCUUCACUCAGUGACUGCAGUGUGCCGGAGACACCGGAUGUUAAGAGGAGAGGACACACUGAGAGGGGCUGCCUGCUUUGUUAAAAAAAUAAUAAUAAUAAUUAUAAAACCUUUAAGUGACAUCAGAGAUGCUAUUUUCAGAGCUUAAAAAUAUCUUGGAAUCUAACGUUUUGCCUGUCUAAAUGAAAAAUUAUAAAAGAAUGGAUUGUAUUUUUAAUGCAACCUUUUUCCAGCCACUUUUUAUAAGUAAAUCAAAAUGUUUAAAAAAAUAAAAAAAAAAGCACGAGAGGCUCUGUUGUUGUGGACGCUGUCCCUGUCUGUGAGGGAUGGAGGUGGACAUCUUCAGGUCAUGCAGCAGGGACUCCUCGCCCACCUCCAGCCCCUUUGGGUCUCCAGCCUCAACACUCCAAACCUCCAAGCUGAAUGUACCUCUUUGAAACUAGUAUGUUCAAAACCUGAAGAUUUUCUGUAAUAAAGCAGAAUGUUUUGAAGAUAA